This is a messenger RNA of Trametes versicolor FP-101664 SS1, 3985 nucleotides long. RefSeq lists its product as uncharacterized. NCBI's taxonomy places the organism in Eukaryota, Fungi, Basidiomycota, Agaricomycetes, Polyporales, Polyporaceae. The record is from RefSeq and is a predicted model, not a curated record. The transcript is spliced from 5 exons. The coding region runs from base 246 to 3461 and encodes 1071 amino acids. Gene Ontology annotation, molecular function: guanyl-nucleotide exchange factor activity.
AUCAGACUGAACUUCAUCAGUCCAACUCCCAUCAGCUCCCUCCUUCCUCUCCUCUCCUCACCCCCCGCACCGCCGCAGGCCACAGAGCGAACUCCUUCGCCGCCUCCUUUCGCUCAGUCUUCCAGCGCACACCGCAGCGCGCGACAUCCGCCUCGUCUCUCCACUCAGCCUACUCUGGGAACUCCUCCGCGAAGCCACCUUCGUAUACGACUUCCGACAACGCAAGCCUACACCCCUACGCCGCCAUGGUCGCCGCACCACUACCCGUAGUGUCAAGCCACGACACCUCAGACGAUGAGGACGAGUGCCCCGUCUGCUUAGAGCCGCUGAGCUCCAGCUUCAGGCUGCCUGGAGAGAAGCCCCACAUCGUCCCCGAGUGCGGUCACGCCCUUCACGAGGCAUGCUUUACCGCUGUAUAUGGUCCCCCACCUGGCCCUUCACGCGCUGGCGGUGUUAUCCGCAAAUCCAAUCUCGGUGUAUGCGGUGUAUGCAGGCGUCCGAUGAAAGUGGGUGACGGAGAUGGCGGGAAAUCGAAUAAGCUUGCCGCUCUUACGGGGAUGGGUGAUCCUGGAGGCGCACAGUUGUUUCCCGGACGCGACACUCCCUCAUCUAUGCGAUCCUACGGCAGCCGCCCGCCACCACCUCCAAAGCCCUUCGACCCAACGGAAGACGAUCCCGUCGAGCACAGGGCAGCAUCGUCCUCGGAUCAGUCGCACUACGUCGUCGCGCCCUCCAUUCAGGUCCAAUCUGAAUUCGCAUCCAUCACGCGGACAUCCGAGCCCAGCCAGCCACUGACGUGCCUGGUGGUAGUGGAGCUCCCUGGAAAGAGGACGAACACGCACGUUCCAGGUGCAGUGAUGCCGAGGACAGACAACUACGCGCCAAAUACAACACACGCGUAUCGAGACAGCAGCAACCACUCUGUACACUCUGCGUCGCGCGACUACGCGAUGAUGUCCCCGCAGUCGCAACACAUGCCAUCCGACCAGCAAUCACACUCCGGCAGAUCACACAACCUAUCCCCGUCCAACUCACGAGAUCCACUGGUGUCAUCGCCACUCGAACGCGAGAUCAUCCAUGAAGAGGAUGCAGACUCGCCGUUCGCUGCGAUCACAGAGGAUCUUCGGAACCGCAUCAUCGACUGGAAAGGACACCCGCUUUCUGGACUCGGCCCGCUCCAGAUGUACGACCUCUUGUCAGUGCGACGAGACGCCCUGGUACGCGAGUUCUUCGUGUAUCUCUUCAAGGAGGCGAUCAUUUGUGUCGUGGAAGAAAAGAAGCGCAGCCUUACGCGCCUUCUCUCUUCUGCUGGCGCAGCGUCGGCAUUUGGUGACGGCACUGGGUCUGGAUCCCUCAAUGGCGGUGCGCAACGCGGGGUGCUCCGUCUGAAAGGCAGGAUUUACAUCCGCCACAUCCGCCAAGUCACCGACACCUCGGUGGCUGGCGAGCUCAGCCUAACGAUUGACAUGGAAGACGAGCGCCUGGACUCGUUCAUCCUGAUCUUCAAGGACCGAUCGUCGUUGGAAACCUGGAAGUCGCACGUCCAGGCGCUGGUCGCCAACAACCAGGAGCGCAACGGGCAUCAACACCACCAGUCCGACUACAUCCGCUCGCCCGACCUGGAGGAGUUCGGCGGGAGCCAGAAGGCGAUGCGCAUGCUCAGCGGGAGCACGACCGGCACCACGGUUAGUACCGCCGAUAGCUUGUUGAAUGAGUCGUCGCGCUCGACCGUGUCUUCUAACACGUCGUACGGCUCGGCCUCGCUCGGUCCGCGUGCGGGUCUCCACCAGAAACUCUCUACGCUGGACGAGGAUGACGAGCUGAGCCGCUAUGGGUCGCCCGCACCCCUCGUGGCGCCGCACAUGUCCGCCGGCCCCUCCAACUCCCUCACUCCUCUCCCGCAUGCCCCGCUGGACCUCAUCCUGGUGAUCUCCGUGCCGGGGCCCAACGCGACCCCGAGCACUGCUGCGCUCAAGAUGCGCGUCAUCAAAACCUCGCUGGACUUCAUCCUGGGCUCUAUGGCGCCCAAGGACCGCUUGAGUCUGGUCACGUUCGAGGUCGGUGUCGGCGGCAAGGUGCGGCGGACGCCGUUCCUCAACGUCGGGAAGCCGCAGAGCCGGGGUCGCCUGAGCAGGUUCAUUGAGGACAUCGCGCGCCGGGAUGACUUCGACGACGAGUUCCUGGUGCGUGGCUCGCAGGAGGACAAAACGGACGUCGUGACAGCCGUCAACAAUGGCCUCGACGUGGUGCUGCAGCGCAAGCAGCGGAACCCGGUGACCGGGUUCGUGCUUGUCAGCGACGCGUCCGACACCACUCGGCGCGCGCAGAUGGACCUCGUCCUCGCGCGUGCCGAGGCGGCGAACGUUCCGAUCCACUCGUUCGGCUACGGCCGCUCGCACGACCCGGCGUCACUCUGGCUCAUGUCGAACCACACGAGCGGGACGUACACGUUCGUGAAAGACUGGUACGACCUCCGGGACUGCCUCGCCGGCUGCAUUGGCGGCAUGAUGUCCAUCGCGCUCAUGAACAUGAAGCUGCACCUGAAGAUCGUGGACGGCAACCGCUUCCGCAUCCGGAAGAUCUCCGGCGGGCCGCUCGCGAUCCUCUCCUCGGACGGCCGGGACGUGGACGUCGAGGUCGGCGAGCUGCGCUACGGCGAGCGCAAGGAGAUGCUCGUCGAGCUGGAGCUCGACAACUCGGACGUGAUGCACAGCCCGGCCCCUUCGCCACAUCACACGCACUCACCCCGUGCGCUGAGUGCGACCGACGCCUUCAACCAACGCAUGGGUCUCGAUGCGCUUUCCAUUGGAGACUACGCCGACCUCGCGGAGGGCAUGAUGGAUCGCAUGAUUGACGAAGUGCCCGUGUUCGAGGUCGACGGCUCGUUCUUCGAUCCGAACGCCGUCAAGCACGUCUCGCGCCUAGCGCACCCCGUCCUGCUUACCGUCACGCUCCUGCCGAACACAGGCAGCCGGCCGCGCACGCCCGCGUCGAACACCUCGGACCCGGUUAUCGUGCGGAGGCGAAUGGAGCUGCUCGCGUCAGACAUGAUGACGCGCAUGCUCGUGCUCGUCUCGCGCCGCAACAUCCCGCAGGCGCAAAAGCUGAUGGGCGAAACGCGCCGCAUUCUGCACACGGUGCUGCAGAAUAUCACGCAGACGCUCCCGCCGCCGAAUAGAGACGGGAGCACGGCGACGCGGAACCGCAAGGAGGUGCUCACGCUCUCCGCGGUACGCGCGAUCCAGGCGAUCAUGCAGGACAUGCAGAUCCUGUCGGAGGCGCUGGACGAGCAUGCGGAUACGUUUGCCUUGGACCAGCGUAACUUUGGCGCGCAACAGGCUAAAGUACUUCGUGACCAGAAGAGCUGGAGUGGGCGCAGUGCAAUCGAACGCCUCUUCUGGACGAUCGACAGCUCGAUUGAGCUAGUCUCACGAAGUAACGACUGGGUCGCCCGCGAGUAAUCGUGCCGUUGCUUCCUUUACUUCCCCAUCUACCGCCCAAUUCCCUUCUUCGCCAUUUUUCCGCUUCACGUCUUGCCUCUCAUCAUGCGCUACCCCGGAUCCCGCGAUAUCCCGAGCAGCCACGACAGGAAAUACCGUCUGUUUUUAUAUCCACCCCUGGACCCCGAUCUAUUGUUUCGAUAUCCUCGCCUGCCUGCGCGCGUCGGUUCUCUCACCCAUCUACGUCUACGUUUCCCCCUCGAUCCCAUUCCGGCUGUGUCCGCGCUUUCUGCUUUUUUUGACCAGUGUCUGUCGCCUCUCAUUUGUCGUUUCAUCUCGCUGCGUCUUGUCCGUACAUGUAUACCACGCUCGCGCACCGGGGCUAUCCAGCUGGGCCGGGCUAAUCCGUUGACCGCGGCGAUGGAGGGUGGAGGGUGCUCUAUUCUCAUGGACCGUCGUCGCUGUCGUAGCCGCUAUCGCCUUGGCGUUCGGUGUAAUUCUGUGUAACGUUAUUGGUAGACAGAAGAUAUGCAAAUAUGCACAUG